ACCAGUGUUGUGUCGGAGACUGUCUGCUCCGGUCCAGCUAACAAUAGCCGACUAACCCGCUUGGCUCCGAAGCUGGACGGAUUUCAGCAAUAACAAUGUUUUAUUUUUAAGACCCCUGAUAACGUUAAAAACUAAAAACAAAACGCUGGAUGGUAACAAGGAAGACAUAUCUGGAACGGGAAGCCGUCAAUGUGAAGAAAGAGGAUCCAUGGCAAAGUGGCUGAAGGACUACCUAAACUUUGGCACCAGGCGUGACCCUCCACAGCCCCCGAGGCCGGAUUAUAGUGAGAGUGAGAUUUUGAGGGCCUACAGAGCUCAGAAGGAGUUAGAUUUUGAAGACCCGUACCAGCACUCUGAUAAGGAGCAUCAGAAUGGCGGUUUCAGCCCCUGUAGUGCCACAGUGAGCCUUCCCUCUUUCCCCGCAUUUGGUUCAGUGCUGCCUAAUGGUGUGGAGGUCAAAGUGGUGUCUCCCAAGCACAGACUAAUUAAAGUGGACUCUCAGGAGUUUGGCCGCUGUAAAGUCCCCCUGAGUCCUGUGACUGUUCAAGAGGAACCUGUGGUUCCCUCUGCCCCAGCAGCGUCAGACUCUGACACAGACUACUCUGACCCAUUUGAUGUCCGACCAGACCCCAGAAGCAGACCAAACUGGGAGCCAAAAUCUGCACCAACAGACUGCUGCAGCUACAUGGAGCCAUUCGAGGCCCAAAGGAUUAUCUCAGUUCAGUUCGAAGGGGCAGAAAGGGAGCGCUCGCGAGCUCAGACAGAGCAGACCAGGCUCACCAAGACAGGAACUACAUUGACCACAGCUGACUCAAGCACUCUCCGUCUGGUCGGUGACACUCCUCCUCUCCUGGGAGAGAGAGUGGAUCCAUCUAUGCCGCUGGAGAGACAAGUGUGGUACCAUGGAACGCUGAGCCGCUCGGAGGCAGAGACUCUACUGACUCUGUGCAAGGAGAGCUCGUACCUGGUGAGGAACAGCCAGACCUGCAGAAACGACUACUCGCUCUCACUCAGGAGUUGUAAGGGCUUCAUGCACAUGAAGUUCGCUCAGUCUGCAGAUGGGCGAUUCGUACUCGGAGAGAACAGCCCUCCCUUCUCCACCAUCCCCGAGGUCAUCCACUACUACACUACACACAAGCUGCCGAUCAGAGGAGCUGAGCAUAUGUCCCUACUGUAUCCUGUCAUAGUGCAGACCCUCUGACACUAACACACUCACAUAUGCUUUCUCUUGGUGCUACUGAAUACAAUAUAUACUCUAUAUUUACCUAUUUCUGCCCCUUUGCUUUCUUACAUGCCUUUCCACUUCCAUUCUACUGCACAAGAGAUUGGACUGUCUGGUGCCAUCUUUUCCAUUGACCAUAACCCCAGUAACUACACUGGCAACUUAAUAAGAGAGCUCAAUGGCUCAUGAAUAUACGCCUGUGAACUGGUUUUAUCACUGAAAUCCCUGUAUUUUAAUACCAUGGACUCCUAAGAACCAGCAAUCAUUGAUAUUAAGAUUGGUGGAGUACUUUUAGGUAUAAAAAAAACUCUUGAGAUGUCUUGAGACAGUAGAAUCUACAAACUAUUGCAUGGAGAUGUCUCUUACUGUAUUGCAGAGAUAGACUUUACUGUCAGGUCACUUAAAGGAUAAUAGUGGUGUUUUCUUUUGUGCCAAUAAUCUAGGUUGGCUUUCCAACCAACACAGUUAUUUUGUUGUGAAUUUUAUGUUUUAAAGUGACAAACAAAAAUCUAACAAAAGGAUGGAUUUGAGGCGUGGGGAUUAAAACUAGAUGUAGGCGGUAUAAAAUGCAGUUGUUUUUUUUGUUUUUUUAAAGUGCUGUAAUUGCAAACAAUACUGUUAUUAUCCUUUAAGUGUUACAAUAUCAACCAAACACUACAUAUUUAACCCGGGUCGGCUCUGGGUUUCUCUAUGUGUUUCAGAGGCCUGUGAAUGUUAUUUGAUGCUGUAGCUGUGUGCCCUGCAGUGUCUUCCUCAGUUCAUAUUAUGUGUGAACCACAACAACAAAGUGACAACAUAAUGUCAAACAGACUUGUUAACUUCACACAGUAACAGACUUCUGCAAUACUAGUUUAAAGAAUAGUAACUACAGUAUUAUAUUGAAAGCUUGUGGCUUUGGUAGGUUAUUUACUGUUAUUUGCUGUUUUAUAAGAUUUUAAAUGUUGAAAAUAAAGGUGUCAUCUGUUUUUAAA
Messenger RNA from Morone saxatilis (striped sea-bass), 2193 nucleotides. It is a transcript of the gene shda, whose product is annotated as Src homology 2 domain containing transforming protein D, a. NCBI's taxonomy places the organism in Eukaryota, Metazoa, Chordata, Actinopteri, Moronidae. Gene Ontology annotation, molecular function: phosphotyrosine residue binding. The record is from RefSeq and is a predicted model, not a curated record.